This is a messenger RNA of Hevea brasiliensis (rubber tree), 4524 nucleotides long. Its product is annotated as DNA repair protein RAD50. Gene Ontology annotation, biological process: telomere maintenance via recombination; chromosome organization involved in meiotic cell cycle; double-strand break repair. The record is from RefSeq and is a predicted model, not a curated record. The coding region runs from base 273 to 4223 and encodes 1316 amino acids. Gene Ontology annotation, molecular function: single-stranded telomeric DNA binding; double-stranded telomeric DNA binding; G-quadruplex DNA binding. The transcript is spliced from 27 exons. Gene Ontology annotation, cellular component: Mre11 complex; nucleus; condensed nuclear chromosome. Lineage: Eukaryota; Viridiplantae; Streptophyta; Magnoliopsida; Malpighiales; Euphorbiaceae.
ACUCUUUAGCGGCCACGAGUACCCUCAAGAGCGUCAAAACCUUUCCCUCCGUUUUCCUUCUCGCACCUCACUCCUCACUUCUCACCCGUUUCCUCAGCUAAAAGUACUCCGGCUCAGCCUCACCACCGAUAGCAACCGGCGAUCAGCGCCUGCGAUCGAUUCCUCUCACUUGCCUUCGCUUCAAUUGACAAUUUCAUGCCUCUACUUAUGUAUCAUAGUUUCUGCGCUAUAUAGAGUUUCUGUAAUCAUAAACUAAAGAGGAAGAACCGAAGAUGAGUACCGUCGAUAAGAUGCUUAUAAAAGGAAUCCGGAGUUUCGACCCGGAGAACAAAAACGUCAUCACCUUCUUCAAGCCUCUAACCCUAAUCGUCGGCCCCAACGGCGCUGGCAAAACUACGAUUAUAGAGUGUUUAAAGCUUUCUUGCACAGGAGAGUUGCCUCCAAAUGCGAGGUCUGGCCACAGUUUUGUUCAUGAUCCCAAGGUUGCGGGGGAAACAGAGACAAAGGGGCAAAUUAAGCUACGAUUCAAGACUGCAGCAGGGAAAGACGUGGUUUGCAUAAGAUCAUUCCAGCUAACACAGAAGGCAUCAAAAAUGGAGUAUAAGGCUAUUGAGAGUGUACUUCAAACAAUAAAUCCACAUACUGGAGAGAAAGUUUGCCUUAGCUAUAGAUGUGCUGACAUGGAUCGAGAAAUCCCUGCUUUAAUGGGUGUCUCAAAGGCCAUUCUAGAAAAUGUUAUAUUUGUUCACCAAGAUGAAGCUAACUGGCCUUUGCAAGAUCCUUCCACAUUAAAGAAGAAGUUUGAUGAUAUCUUCUCUGCCACACGAUACACAAAGGCAUUGGAGGUUAUUAAAAAACUUCACAAGGAUCAGGCUCAAGAGAUAAAGACCUACAAACUUAAAUUAGAAAAUCUUCAGACCUUGAAGGACUCUGCAUAUAAGCUUCGGCAAAGCAUUGGUCAGGAUGAAGAAAGAACAGAAUCUUCAAAAGUCCAAAUACAAGAUGUAGAAAAUAAAGUUCAGAAUGUUGAUGCAAAAAUCCAUCAAAUUGAAACAACUCUGAAAGAUUUGAGAAAACUACAGGAGCAGAUAUCAACAAAAACUGCUGAAAGGAGAACUUUGUUUAAGGAGCAGCAGAGACAAUAUGAAGCUCUUGAGGAGGAAAAUGAAGAUACUGAUGAAGACCUGAUGAAAUGGAAAACCAAGUUUGAUGAACAUGUUGCAUCUUUGGAAUCUAACAUUGGCAAGUUGGAGAGGGAAAUGAAUGACAUUGAGACAAAAAGUUCUCUUCAUAGGCAGAGCAUUACAGAGUAUAUCCGAGAGAGUAGCAAGCUUCAGACUGAAGCUGAAGCUCACGGUUCCCAGAAGAAUGAAAGGGAUUCUACUAUCCAAAAACUUUGUGCAAGACAUAAUUUAGGGUCUCUUCCACAUACCCCUUUCAGCGAUGACGUUGCUUUGAACCUUAUGAAUAGACUAAAAUCAAGGUUGAUAGAUCUCGAGAAGGAUUUGCAAGAUAAAAAGACAUCAAAUGAUAUUGAAGUUAAGACAGCAGAGAAUCACUAUUGGGAUGUAAAUGACCGUUGGAAAAACAUUGAGGCUCUGAAGCAUGCUAAAUUAGAGAUAAAGAACGGCAUUGUGAAUCGCAUGAAAGAUAAGGAACGUGAACUUGCUUCACUUGAAGAACAAAUUUCACAUAUUAAUCUUUCUCAUAUGGAUGAAAGAGAAAAAAACUUGCAAAUUGAAGUUGAGAGAAAGACAAAGCAGCUUGCUGAAAGAGAGUUUGAAUCAAACAUUCGUCAAAAGCAAAGUGAGCUGUAUGGGAUAGAGCAACAGAUUAAGGCACUCAAUCGCGAGAAAGACAUCUUGGCUGGAGAUUCUGAGGACAGAGUGAAACUGUCCCUGAAGAAGGCAGAGUUGGAGAAUCACAAGAAGAAGCACAGAAAAAUAAUUGAUGAAUACAAGGAUAGAAUCAGAGAAGUGCUAAAAGGGAGGCUUCCUGCUGAUAAGGAUAUGAAGAAGGAAAUUACUCAAGCCUUAAGGGCUCUUGGAAUUGAAUUUGAUGACUUGAAUUCAAAAUCUCGUGAAGCUGAGAAGGAGGUAAAUGUGUUGCAGAUGAAAAUACAAGAUGUUAACAAUAACCUGUCCAAACUUCGCAAGGAUAUGGACUCAAGGAAGAGAUUCAUUGAAUCCAAACUCCAAUCCUUGGAUCAACAAUCUUUUACCAUUGAUUUGUACCUCAAAGUUUUGGAGUCUGCAAAGGAGAAAAAAGAUGUCCAGAAAAGCAAGUACAAUAUUGCAGAUGGUAUGCGGCAAAUGUUUGAUCCUUUUGAAAGGGUUGCCCGUGCUCAUCACAUGUGCCCUUGCUGUGAGCGCCCUUUCUCUGCUGAAGAGGAAGAUGAGUUUGUUAAAAAGCAAAGAGUGAAGGCUGCAAGUUCUGCUGAGCACAUGAAGGUGUUGGCUUCAGAGUCCUUAAAUGCAGAUUCUUAUUUUCAGCAGCUGGACAAGCUUCGUAUUGUUUUUGAGGAAUAUGUCAAAAUUGGCAAGGAAACAAUUCCUCUUGCAGAGAAAAAUUUGCAUGAACUUACUGAACAGCUGGAUGAGAAAUCUCAAGUCCUUGAUGAUGUGUUGGGUGUUUUAGCUCAAAUAAAGGCUGACAAGGACUCAGUUGACGCCCUGGUGCAACCUGUUGAAACUGCUGAUAGGCUUUAUCAAGAAAUCCAAACGUGGCAAAAGCAAGUUGAUGAUUUGGAGUACAAGCUUGACUUUCGGGGGCAAGGUGUCAGAUCUAUGGAAGAAAUUCAGUCAGAACUGAGUAGUUUGCAGGGCACAAGGGAUGCUUUGCAUACUGAACUGGAGAAGUUAAGGGAAGAUAGGAGGUACAUGGAAAAUGAUUUGUCACACAUUCAACUACGUUGGCAUGGUCUAAGGGAGGAGAAAACUAGAAUAGGUAACACCUUGCAUGAUCUAAAAAAGGUGGAAGAGGAGUUGGAACGAUUAUCUGAGGAAAAAAACCAAGUUGAGCUUGAUGAGAAGCAUUUGGAAGAGGCUCUCGGCCCUUUAUCUAAGGAGAGAGAAAAAUUACAGAGUUACUGCAGUGAAUUGAAAGUGAAACUUGAGAAGGAAUACGAGGAGCAGAAAAAACAAUUAGAUGACUAUCAGUGGGAAGUCAGCGCACUUCUUAAGACUAAUUCUAAAAUUAAGGAGUAUAAUGAUUUAAAGAAAGGGGAUAGAUUGAAGGAGGUGCGAGAAAAACUCUCUCUAUUAGAGUCUCAGCUUCAAAGUUGUGAUAAAAGGAAGGAAGAGAUUUUAGCUGAAUUAAACCGAAGUAAAGAUGUUUUAAGGAGCCAAGAUUCCAUAAAAAGAAAUAUUGAGGACAACUUGAAUUACAGGAAAACUAAGGCUGAAGUGGAUAAGCUUACCCAGGAGAUUGAAUCUUUGGAAGACAGAAUACUGAAGAUUGGCAGGGUUUCUACAUUUGAAGCUGAACUUGUCAGAUAUUCACAAGAAAGAGAGAGACUUCUUUCAGAGUUGAACAGGUGCCGUGGUACAAUGUCAGUUUACCAGAGUAAUAUUUCAAAGAAUAAGAUUGAUCUUAAACAGGCCCAAUACAAGGACAUUGACAAGCGGUACUUCGACCAGCUAAUUCAGCUUAAGACGACUGAAAUGGCAAACAAGGACCUGGACAGAUACUACAAUGCAGUUGACAAAGCACUUAUGCGGUUCCACACCAUGAAAAUGGAGGAAAUAAAUAAAAUCAUUAGGGAAUUGUGGCAACAAACAUACAGAGGACAGGAUAUAGAUUACAUUAGCAUUCAUUCGGAUUCAGAAGGUGCUGGGACUCGAUCUUACAGCUACAAGGUUCUAAUGCAGACUGGAGAUGCAGAGCUAGAAAUGAGAGGAAGGUGCAGUGCUGGUCAGAAGGUCCUUGCCUCUCUUAUCAUUCGGUUGGCUUUAGCAGAGACAUUUUGCCUUAACUGUGGAAUACUAGCUCUAGAUGAGCCUACAACGAACUUGGAUGGCCCAAAUGCCGAGAGUCUUGCUGCAGCUCUUCUUAGAAUUAUGGAGGAUAGAAAGGGGCAGGAGAAUUUUCAACUGAUAGUGAUUACUCAUGAUGAACGUUUUGCCCAUCUGAUUGGUCAAAGGCAGCAUGCAGAACGAUACUAUAGAGUCACUAAAGAUGAUCAUCAGCAUAGCAUAAUUGAAUCUCAAGAGAUUUUUGAUUGACAAUCGAAAAUGAGGCAGAAGCAUCCUUUGUUCAGAAGGAGAAAGACUUGGAAUGUUCAAUCUGAAAUUGAAAAAAUUUCCAGAAGUCAGUUUUUUGUAUAUAAGCAACGGGUAAAUUAAUUAUGAUACAUCAUUUCCCUCUUCUUUCCCUUGGUUUCUUUUCUUUUAUUGAAAACCUCUCUAUAUGAAAGCCUUGUUUAUUGCUUGGAUGAAGUCCUCCAAGCCAAAAGCAUCUAACCUUUGGUUGUUGUAAACGGUGAUGUAGUGCACUCUGUUUUAAUAAUGAGUAUUGAUCAAAGCA